This is a messenger RNA of Lethenteron reissneri (Far Eastern brook lamprey), 2250 nucleotides long. RefSeq names its product nudix hydrolase 9 (gene NUDT9). Gene Ontology annotation, molecular function: ADP-ribose diphosphatase activity. NCBI's taxonomy places the organism in Eukaryota, Metazoa, Chordata, Hyperoartia, Petromyzontiformes, Petromyzontidae. The record is from RefSeq and is a predicted model, not a curated record.
CCGAGGGGGGGGGGGGGGCGACCGUGGGGGGGAGGAGUCCGAGGGGGGAGGGGCGGGGCGAGGGGCGCUGUGGGCGCCAUGCGGAAGCGGCUGCUCGUGGUGGUGGCGGCGCGCCCUCUCCUGCAGCUCCACGCGCUCUCCGCUCUCUCCGCCUGCAGGGUCGACGCGAGUGUGGGAUCCUUCCUCUCGGGCCAGUGGUGCAGCUCGUCAACCGCCCGCGGAGCGAUGGCUGCGGGACCGCCGCCGCCGCCGCGAUCGUGCAGUGCCGCGGGCCGCGACGCCUUGGCGGCCGGAGGCUGCGCCCCCCUCAACGUGAAGUGCCGUGGGGGGCUCUACUCCGGCUCGACGGUGAAGCGCUUCCCCGUGCCUGACGACCACGUGGCCUGGGGGGCGGCCUUCCCCGAGUACGCGCCCAAGGAGUACACGGCGCCUGCCGUGCUCGCGGGACCCGUGUGGGCCGACCCGCAGCACACGGAAGACUGGGGUGGGCGACCGCCUAAGUUCAAUGAACUGGACGGGAAGAUUGACCGCAGGAGCCACAUGGGACGCUACGAGGUGAUCGACGGACUCUCCAGAAACCCGAUUGGCAGGACUGGGAUUAAGGGCCGAGGGCUCCUGGGCAGGUGGGGCCCUAACCACGCUGCAGACCCCAUCGUGACGAGGUGGAAGCGCGUCGGGGGCGUGGUGGAGAAGAAGGAUGGGAAACCCAUCCUGCAGUUCGUGGCCAUCAAGCGCAAGGACAACAAUGAGUGGGCAAUUCCUGGGGGCAUGGUGGAUGCUGGGGAGAAGGUCUCUCUCACGUUGCGUCGAGAGUUUGGGGAGGAGGCCCUCAACUCCAUGCAGCUCGGUGGUGCCGACAGGAAGCACCUCCAGGAGCAAAUCAACAAGCUCUUCUCUGCCGGGGAGAUGGUCUACAAGGGCUACGUGGAUGACCCACGCAAUACCGACAACGCCUGGAUGGAGACCGUGGCUGUUACCUUCCACGACGACAACGGGGAGAACGUGGGCAGGCUGCCCUUCCAGGCCGGGGACGACGCUGUGGGCGUGAAGUGGGUGGACGCGCACUCGGCGAUCAAGCUCUACGCCAGCCACACGCUCUUCCUGCAGAAGACGGCCAAGCUGAGGCACGCAUACUGGUAGUGUGGCAGCGUGGUAGUGCGGCAGCGUGGUAGUGUGGCAGCGUGGUAGUGUGGCAGCGUGGUAGUGUGGCAGGGGUGCCGUACCAUCUCCCACCCACCCACCACCCUCACCGCCUGUGCGUCACCGCCCGCUGGGGCUUGUGGUGGGGGAGGUGGGGGGCUUUCCUCGUAGAGGCUGUACACAACACUGCAGAUUCUUUUCUUCCAACGAGCCCCCCCGCCCACCUGCCAGUCACAAAAAAACAUCACCUGGGACUACACCUAAAAUAGGCAAGGCUAUUUCGGGUACCGUUGUGUAUGUCGGGAUGUGCAUAGCUUCAAAGCAGUAAGAACCAUUUGAGGUAUUUUAUUGUAAGAAUUCAAUGGUCACCAUCUCCCUGCUCAAACAAGCAUGGUGGGUGGUGGUGAGGGAUACUCAUGUUCAAUGGGAUCUCUGAGUCAGCAGUUCGAAUUCGGCAUUGUUGUGGUGGGAAGGAGGCGGGCAGCUUAUCCAUAGAACAAGGCUUGUGUUAUUCUAGUCAGUGAGGAGUGGUGGGCGUAGUGGUUAGCUCACCGUGCUAACUUGGGUUCGAUUCCCCGUCAGGCACGCCAAGCUUGGCUCGAAUAUCCCCGCCGGAUUGUGCGUGGGCACAGCGGUUGUGCCAGUCCACUGCUGGAUGAGGGCAUCGUGGUAUGGUUACUGGCCGUGGGGUUGUUAUGUUAGUUUCACCGUACUUCACCAUAAUGCAGGGAGCAUAGAUGUGUGGGGACAACACAAUUCCAACAAUGCAACUUUGCUGCAAUGCUCUUUGCUGCCCACAUACCACAACCCCCCUAAGUUGACUUGGCCUUAAAUUAUUAUUACCUGGUGCAGUGUGUAAGCAUCAGCACUGGGUGGGGGGGGGGGGUGUUGUACGUGGUGCUCCACACACCACCUAUCCGCUGUCGUCCUUUACGCUUAACGCAGGAGGUAUCUUGGCAGUGUAAAAACCACGCGUGCAGCUUGCGCAUAUCUCCUGUACAACGGUGUGCUCGACUUUAUUAGAAUUGUAUCGGCUGUGCAUGUUGUGGGGCGAGCAGUCUUGGUUGAUUUUCGCCGUAAAGGCAUCAGAAUAAACAUAGCCUUUGCCCA